CGUUCAACUUUUUUUCGUCCCAUUUGCUUGCAUCGCCUCGCGACGGGUUGUUAAUCGGGCCCCGCCAAGAACAACUCAAACCAAACAAGACCUCAAAAGAUAAGCCGACGAGAUGGCGGCAGUAUACAAGUCGUUAUCCAAGAGCGGGUCCAAGGCCGAAAAGGACACAGAGAACAAUGGCACCGUGGAAAGGAAAAACAAGCAGAGAGUGCUCAUCCUCUCGUCGCGAGGCGUCACCUACAGGCACCGACAUCUCCUCAAUGACUUAGCAGCUAUGCUCCCGCAUGGGCGGAAAGACGCCAAGUUUGACUCCAAGUCUAAGCUUUAUCAGCUCAACGAGUUGGCCGAACUCUACAACUGCAACAACGUGCUCUUCUUCGAGGCGAGGAAAGGGAAGGAUCUGUACAUGUGGUUCAGCAAAGUACCAAACGGUCCUACCGUCAAGUUUUAUGCCCAGAAUUUGCACACAAUGGAAGAAUUGCACUUCACGGGGAACUGCCUCAAGGGCUCACGACCAAUCCUCUCUUUUGACGGCGCCUUCGAGUCCGAACCCUACCUGCGCGUCAUCAAGGAGAUCUUCCUACAGAUCUUUGGCGUGCCGCAGGGCGCGCGCAAGUCCAAGCCCUUCAUUGAUCACGUCAUGGGCUUCAGCGUGGCGGAUGGCAAGAUCUGGGUCCGCAACUACGAGAUCCGGGAGGUCGAAAAGGUUAAGGGCGACGGCGGCGGCGGCGACGACGAUAACGGCGAGGGCGAAGAGAAGCACAGCGGGCGCAAGGGCAAGGGCGGCGGCAGGGACACGGACAUCAGCCUGGUCGAGAUCGGGCCCCGGUUCGUGCUUACGCCGAUUGUCAUUCAAGAGGGCGCUUUCGGCGGACCGAUCAUUUACGAAAAUAAGCGCUUCAUCUCGCCAAACAAGAUCCGCGCCGAGCUGCGGCGGGCGAAGGCGAGCCGGCAUGUGGCCCGGAUGGAGCAACAGAGGGAUACGCUGGCGCGGAAGAGGAACCUGGGUUUGAUAGAUGGCCAGAAGAAGGAUCAGACUGGAUUAGAUACCCGGGAGCUGUUUGCUUAGGUUUGGGAAAUGGGAUUUUUUGGGGCUGGCGUUCGUUCUCUGGGCCUUGCUUGGUUGAUGGGCUGUGGUAUGUUCCGCAACUUGUGGCGAUGGCGCUUGUGAAUGGCUAAUCACAUCGACUGGAUGGUAGUAAAGGCGCUAUCCGGCCUACCUCGUUCAGCCGUUGAGAUGCGGCGUCGUCUAGCUUUUCUUAUAAGUACUGUACUGGAUAUGUACCACCCCACCACAUCUGGUCAGGCAUUGAACUGCGACCCGCUAGGAGCGAACUCAAGACAGUGGGGCCUGCCGGCCGACUGUACCUUCGUACCCGGCUGUAUCUCGCGCUCAGCAAUAAAACCAGGCCCUUUUCCCGGUUCUCU
This is a messenger RNA of Thermothelomyces thermophilus ATCC 42464, 1428 nucleotides long. RefSeq lists its product as uncharacterized. The coding region runs from base 113 to 1069 and encodes 318 amino acids. The record is from RefSeq and is a predicted model, not a curated record. Lineage: Eukaryota; Fungi; Ascomycota; Sordariomycetes; Sordariales; Chaetomiaceae. The transcript has 3 exons. Gene Ontology annotation, molecular function: rRNA binding. Gene Ontology annotation, cellular component: nucleolus. Gene Ontology annotation, biological process: ribosomal large subunit assembly; rRNA processing.